Molecule: messenger RNA, 3210 nt
Organism: Camelina sativa (false flax)
Lineage: Eukaryota; Viridiplantae; Streptophyta; Magnoliopsida; Brassicales; Brassicaceae
Product: sulfate transporter 1.2
Biological process (GO): sulfate transmembrane transport
Cellular component (GO): membrane
Molecular function (GO): secondary active sulfate transmembrane transporter activity
Source: RefSeq, a predicted model, not a curated record
AUUAGUGAGACGAAUAUGAGAAAUCUUAAGUUUUUAUUUUAUUUCAUCUUUUGUGAUCGAAAUUGGCUUUGAUAUUUAAACAUUACUUUGGAAAAUUUUGGUUGAAAAACGAUAGCGGCUAUUUUGUUGAAAUUAAUCCAGCUAGCCACUGUUCAUCAACUUGCACAAAUUAAAACUUUUGUCUGGAAACUGAGUGAUUUUAACUUUUAGUUUAAUGCAUUCUAUUAACUAAUUAACCUAUACAUAUGCACCAAAUUACAUAACAUCUAUACAUACUUUGAGAACCAAUUAGAACCACAACCACCAAAAUAUAACAUACUUAUGAGUUAGGUCCCAUAUGUAGUUUCUUUAAUUUUAGGUAUUCUUUCUAACUUUCUGUUCAGUUUAGGUUUGUUUUCUAUGUUUUUUAUGGUUUUGUUUCUAAAAUCUAUGCUGAAGUAAAAAAGGUAAGAAAUUUCGGGGAUCAAAUACUAUUUAAUUAGUUAGGCUUUGUUUUCGAGUUAAGCUAAAUUUAAAGUAUAAAACUGAAAGUAAAACGUUAUAUUUUCGUCAUUUAUUUAGGGAUAACUGUUGGCAUUAACCAUAUAAAAUUCCUUUAAAAUCUCACUAUCUGCCACGUGGCUAUUCAAGUCAACGAUCUCUCCUAAUGGCAGAAAGUAAACCAUUGACUUGGUUUGUUUUAAUUUAAUGUCGAUCAAGCCAAAUAUAAAAUCGAAAUCUAUUAGUUAGACUUUUCAAUUUUCGUAAUGUACUUGGUCUCUUAGUAAUCCACAUUCAUCAAUUAUAUACGAUGACACUCUCUUGUCAUUAAAAUUAAAUAAAAAAACUAAUCUCAUACUAUAGUAUUUUCGUUAUAAGUAAGGGUUCAUCAAUGUUGCUCUAAAAUCACACUUAAAAGUCACCUUUCAACCCAAAAUAUCCACUUUAGUCACGUUUCCAGCUAUCUAUCUAUCCUUUCUCCUGAGAAACCUAGCUAUGUCGUCGAGAGCUCACCCUGUAGACGGAGAUCUAAGUCCGGCUAUGGACGGUGGAAAUCUUCCGAUCAAAUCUUCUCCCACCCGGCAUAAGGUUGGGAUCCCACCGAAGCCAAACAUGUUCAAGGAUUUCAUGUACACAUUCAAAGAAACUUUCUUCCACGAUGAUCCUCUAAGGGAUUUUAAGGAUCAGCCUAGGUCCAAGCAGUUCAUGCUCGGUCUCCAGUCCGUCUUCCCUGUCUUCGAUUGGGGACGUAGCUACAAUCUCAAGAAGUUUCGUGGCGAUCUCAUAUCCGGUUUAACCAUCGCAAGUCUCUGCAUUCCUCAGGAUAUUGGAUACGCUAAGUUGGCUAAUCUUGAUCCUAAAUACGGUUUAUAUUCGAGUUUCGUUCCUCCGUUGGUCUAUGCUUGUAUGGGAAGUUCGAGGGAUAUAGCAAUUGGACCCGUUGCUGUGGUUUCUCUAUUGAUAGGCACUUUGCUACGAGCUGAGAUUGAUCCAAACACAAGUCCUGAUGAAUAUCUCCGCCUUGCCUUCACUGCCACGUUUUUCGCCGGUAUCACCGAAGCAGCCCUUGGAUUCUUCAGGUUAGGGUUCUUGAUCGAUUUCCUAUCACACGCGGCUGUGGUGGGCUUCAUGGGUGGCGCGGCCAUCACCAUCGCUCUCCAGCAGCUUAAAGGCUUCCUCGGGAUCAAGAAAUUCACCAAGAAAACCGAUAUCAUUGCUGUUCUUGACUCCGUUUUCAGCUCGGCUCAUCACGGCUGGAAUUGGCAGACUAUACUCAUUGGUGCAUCGUUCUUGACCUUCCUGCUCACCUCUAAAUUCAUUGGGAAGAAGAGCAAGAAACUGUUCUGGGUGCCAGCGAUUGCGCCAUUGAUAUCAGUUAUCAUUUCUACCUUCUUUGUCUACAUAACCCGAGCAGACAAACAAGGAGUCCAAAUCGUGAAACACCUUGACAAAGGUAUCAACCCAUCCUCUUUCCAUCUAAUCUACUUCUCCGGUGAUAACCUUGCUAAGGGUAUCCGCAUCGGUGUAGUCUGUGGCAUGGUCGCUUUAACAGAAGCUGUAGCGAUUGGAAGAACCUUUGCUGCGAUGAAAGACUACCAAAUCGACGGUAACAAAGAGAUGGUAGCAUUAGGCAUGAUGAACGUUGUAGGAUCGAUGUCUUCUUGCUACGUUGCUACUGGAUCGUUCUCAAGAUCAGCUGUCAAUUUCAUGGCUGGAUGUCAAACAGCGGUUUCCAACAUCAUAAUGUCAAUCGUCGUUCUCUUGACAUUGCUCUUCCUCACUCCUCUCUUUAAGUACACUCCAAACGCCAUCCUUGCAGCAAUCAUCAUCAACGCCGUGAUUCCUUUGAUCGAUAUCCCAGCUGCUAUUUUGAUCUUCAAGGUCGAUAAGCUUGAUUUCAUCGCUUGUAUGGGAGCUUUCUUUGGCGUCAUCUUUGUUUCCGUUGAGAUCGGACUUCUCAUUGCGGUCUCUAUCUCAUUUGCUAAGAUCCUUUUGCAAGUAACAAGACCUAGAACUGCAGUUCUCGGAAAUAUUCCAAGAACUUCGGUUUACAGAAAUAUUCAACAGUAUCCUGAAGCCACUAUGGUUCCAGGGGUUCUUACUAUUCGUGUUGACUCUGCUAUAUACUUCUCCAACUCAAAUUACGUUAGAGAAAGGAUUCAGAGAUGGCUACAUGAGGAAGAAGAAAAGGUAAAGGCAACAAGCCUACCCAGGAUUCAGUUUCUCAUCAUCGAAAUGUCACCUGUUACGGACAUCGAUACAAGUGGUAUCCACGCCUUAGAAGACUUAUACAAGUCUCUCCAAAAAAGAGACAUUCAGUUGAUUCUGGCGAAUCCUGGACCGUUGGUGAUAGGCAAGCUACACUUGUCACACUUUGCCGACAUGUUAGGAGAAGACAAUAUCUAUCUGACGGUAGCUGACGCCGUUGAUGCUUGCUGUCCAAAACUCUCCGAGGAGGUAUAAAAUUUACAAGAAAGAAGGAGAAGAUGAAAAUGAAGAUAAUGUCGAAGAAGAAGAGGGAGACGCUCUCUCUAAGUGUUGUACAGUAGAGUGAAGAAAGUGACUCUUGCCUUCAAUUGUAAUUUUGGUCUUUGGACCCUUUUGUUUAUGAUUCUUCUAUCGUAUAAGAAGAUAAGAGGUCAAGUGUAAAGUUGACCUCUGGGUCCCCGUAGCGUCUUGUUGUUCUACUACUGUACUUUUUUAAUAAAGUUUUGUAAAUUAAAAAUUUUC